AAUUGUUGAUAGGUAAGAAGUAAAAAACAAACGCUUUAACGAAUUACAUUUGUAUUUCUAAGCUAGGCUUCAUGUUUACAAACGGAUUUUCUAUGCAUGUUAAUAACGAAAUCAUGUUGGUUUUAUUUCAUUAGGUUUCAUACGAGUAUAAUAAACAAAGAGUAGUAACUGACAUUUGGAAUGAUGUCAUAGGAGUGACGUCAGCGGUCAGCUGCGAGACAAGCUUGGUUAUGGAUUAGAUCUGACUGUCACCAUGAGGGUUUGAUGAGAAAGGGAAGUCAUGAUGUAAUCUAAAUAUAGGAUCUGCUUGCUACUAGUGGAGUACAUGUCGAGGCUGGGUGGAGAGCAGAAGCAGGAGGGGGAGAAGGAGGGAGGAAGAGAUGCAUUGUGUUUAGAAGAAGAGCAGCGGCACACUCCUCGCUCCACAUACCUAGGAUUAAAUUUAAAACCAUGUGGCAGCACCUCAGAGAUGAGUCCUUCCCCUUCUGGCCUACUGUCUCUGCCAUGGGAGAUGGUUGCACGCAUAGCCUCUCACCUGCCCGCUCGGUGUGUUAUCAGCGUCCUGCCACAGGUGUGCAGGGCGUUGGGACAGGUGGGUAAGGACACGCUAGCCUGGCAGCUCCGUGCUCAGAGACUUACAGGUCCCCAAAGUUCAUUCCCAGUUGGGCAGAGGAAUGAUUUCGAUUGGCCCAAAGCGUGCCUUGAGAUGGAACAGUUGAUCGAAUGUUGGGCACGUCAAAAAGACAAAGCAGAACAGGAUGAAGCUGUUGAAGCAGGACAAGAAGGAGAAGCAGUAGCGAAUGGAGAACAGGAUGCAGCAGACGCAGAGAGACAGUCUGUCCCUGUUGUGGAGGAAAUCAGGCCAGAAGAUGAAGAGGGACCUGAAAGACAUGGAGAAGAAGAAGAGCAGGAAAAUAAUGUAGUAAUCAUCAGAGAAGAGGGAAGAGAGAAUGCCGCCGAUGAGAAUGAACACCAUGAAGAACGGAUUGAGGACGAACACCUGGAGCAAGAAGACAGAGGAUUGAAUGUAAAGACAUACUCGACACCUGCCCUGGAGCACAUCACGCUCUCUUCAGGCCACAUUGCCGAUGUUAAUACAGUCCUGCUGGUUGGAGGUGAAGGAUCCAUAUGUGUCUCUGGGUCUAGAGACCGUAACGUGAACCUGUGGGAUGUGAGAAGGGGCUCGAGUGGGAAGCUGCUGGGCACACUGGGAGCUCACAGCCGCUACAACAGCACGCACCAGGGCUGGGUGUGGUGUCUGGCAGCCAGUGGCGAUCUCCUGGCCUCUGGCUCUUUUGACAGCACGGUGAAACUGUGGGACCUGAACGCCGGAGGGGCGGAGCGGGGAAAGAUACAAAGCCGUGCUGCUGUGCUCUCGCUCUCCUGUCAGGAUCACAUGCUGUUUUCUGGCUCUUAUGACCAGAAAGUCAGUGUUUAUGACACCAGAGCCGCAGAGCCACUGGUCCAAAGCCUUCGACUGCAUAAUGACAUCGUGCUGUGUCUAGCCUCUGAUGAGCAGUACAUUUUGUCUGGCAGCAAAGAUAACACAGUGGCUGUGUUUGACCGCAGAGCUGGAAAACCACUGAAAAAAAUACUUCUGAAGUCCUACAUGUUGUCCAUGUCGUACAGCGGGCAUGAGGUGUGGGCCGGGGAUAACCGUGGACUCCUUCACACCUUCUCCAUAAAUGAAGGCUCAUUAAAGUCAGUAGCCCAGUUUAAUGUAGGCCACAGCUCACUGGUGACGGGGGUCCAUUACUCACCUGGAACUCUCUACACCUGCUCCUCUGAUCGCACAAUCAAGGUUCACCUUCCAUGUGCGCCCCCGAAGACUCUGUGCACGCUUCACAAUAACUCAACAGCGACUGGGCUAAGUGUUGAGGCAGGGGUGCUGGCUGUAGCCUCUAGUGAUAUGAAUGUGGAAGUGUGGAGGCCCAGACAGUGAUAAUUCUCCAGUACAAUGCUGCAGCGACAUCGGAAGACGCACUGCAAUUUUCCAUUACAUGUGCAUUCUUACAAAAUGUGUGUGUGUUCUGGGGUUUUGACAUUGCAAAAAAAAAAAAAAAUCAGUAACGGGAGUGGGUGGACCACUGUGGAUGUCUUGAAGUUGAUUACGUUCUGAUUACGCACAUCAUUAAGGUUUUUAUUUCCAAGCAAUUUGCCGAUGUUAAUGGUUUUUAUUUAAUAAAGAUUAAUCACUGUAUCUUUUAUACAUUUGAUAUUGUGCAAUGUCUAAGAACCAAGUUCUUAUGAUUUUCUUAUGUUUUAGCAGCUGCUAACAGUGCAAUACAACUUAUACAACUGACUAAGAGAACUCUAGUGAUUGCCUUAAUACCUGCUAAAUAAUUUGUCACAUCAACAGUUAUAGUUUUUUGUUCCAUUUGCUGAUUAUUAGACUUUUGGAUCUUUAUUUGAUUUGGUUCCUCUGCCAUGCAAGUAUGAAUGCAUUACUCAAUGUGCAUGUUGUAUUAGAGUAAGAACAUUUAUAUAAGCCUGUGAUUUAAACUGCAUCCUGCAAUAUUCCCAGAGCUCCUGAUAAAGGAACUAAAGCAAAACUUUCUGCCUGAUCUGAUUAUAAAACUUUACAAUACAAUGCCUGUAACAUCAAACUUUAUAAGUAUACAUGUACUAUAACAUACUUGACAUUUCCAAAAUGCCCCAGUGUAUGAAUGAGUGUGGCCCAUAGAUGUAUUUGCACCCCAGGCCAUUUUAGAAAUGCCAAGUAGCCUAAUCUGCAUGUUUUGGGACUGUGGGAGGAAACUGGAGAACCCAGAGGAAACCCACCAGGCACAGGGGAACAUGCACACAGAUCUGAGGCGGGAAUUAUACCCAGACCCUGGUACAAGGUGACAGUGAUAACAACCAAUUACAUCAUGCAUGAUUUCAUUUGUGGUGCAUCGGUUCCAUCAGGAAACCACUGCCAUUCAUCCUGCGAUUAGACCAACUGGACCUCUUCACAUUCUCUGUACAGUAAUAAUUAUUCAUCAGUAAAUAUUAAAAUAUGAAUUAUUGAAAUGAAGUAACUUUUUUCUUUCAGCAUUUCAUCUCAGAUCAGCAGGUAUUCUUUAGUCUCUGUUAUAUACUCAUGUUCUUGUCCACAGUAGUUUUUUCUACUGACACCUUAAACGUUGCUAUGUUUUAUGUGUAUUUUUUAAAAUAUA
Clarias gariepinus (North African catfish) is the source of this 3158-nucleotide messenger RNA. RefSeq names its product F-box and WD repeat domain containing 9 (gene fbxw9). The transcript is spliced from 9 exons. The coding region runs from base 326 to 1942 and encodes 538 amino acids. Gene Ontology annotation, molecular function: ubiquitin-like ligase-substrate adaptor activity; protein binding. The record is from RefSeq and is a predicted model, not a curated record. Gene Ontology annotation, cellular component: SCF ubiquitin ligase complex. Gene Ontology annotation, biological process: protein polyubiquitination. NCBI's taxonomy places the organism in Eukaryota, Metazoa, Chordata, Actinopteri, Siluriformes, Clariidae.